GGCUCAAAGAAUUAAAUCACUGUGAAUUCCUCUACUUUUCCCUGAAAUUUAACUUUUCUGUAGAUAUUUUCAUAAAUUGACUUCACAAGCGCAGGAAGUGUAGCUGUCUACGGAUCAAUAGAUUUAUGUUAGUCCUUCAAGUUAAAAGCGCAGUUUUACAAUUUCUUUGUUGAUUUCUUCAUAAUUUUGCUGCUGUUUGCCUUUAAGCUAUACCAAAGGAACUGUAUUUUCAACUUCAGAUUCAAUUUACGUAUCUGAAUUAUCGGACCGUAAAAAAGCUCUCAUAAAGUUUAAACACAAUUUAGAAACUGAUCAUAAUUCAAAGAAAAUGCAAUGCACCCGGUCUCAAUAAAGCCAGCUUGCGGCAAAAUUGUUUUACAGUUAAAGCAUUUCCUUUUGAGCAAUAUCUUGGCUUAGAAGGCCUUGAAAUAAACUUAAUUGAAAUCUAAAAUCAGAUUUCCGCAGAGCUCAUUAUUGAAUUUAUCUGAAGUUUCUAGUUAUAAGAAUUCGUGAGAAAAGUCCAUACUAUGAAAAUUUAUAUUCAAAAUAUUGACAAAAUUUCUUCAAAAGAUUGGAAAAUACCUGAGAUCAACCAAACAUAAACAAUCUGAAAGAUGAAAAAAUACAUUUUAAACUAUUCAAAAAACCAUUUACAUGGACAAUUGAAUGAAAGUAGUCCAGUUUGAAGAAUUUUUGAUAGUUGGUUAACUUUUCUACCAAAAAAUUAGAAAAAUGGCGAGCGAGAGCGACACAGACGAUGCUGUGUUACCCGAACGACGCCGAUCUCGUGUCGUGUGGAAGGUAGACUUACCCUCUCUUUUAAACCUCAUUUUUGCAUACAAACGAGGCGCUUCGGUGACAUUCGACGAAGUGAAAACCGCUCUCGUCGAAUGCAUCACAAACGAACCGAAACCUAUUUCGAAAGCCGUGCGAAAUGUAACCGAACGGAAUUUAAUUUAUGCUCUCAUAACCGAAUUCCCGAAAAUGCGUUUCAAGCCGAAGGAAAAAAUCAUUCGUAAUUUGGAAAUUUUGUCAAAACGUAAGAAGUCAAGCGAAGUCGGUAUUAGAAGGAACUUCUACGAGACGACAGACACAGCCGAGAAGCGAAGGUCGCGGCAUCUAUCAUUUCAGGAAAACGACUUAGGGGUCAUAUCUCAAGGUCAGCUGUUGAGCCCUUUUUCGGACAACGCCUCAACGGCUGGUUCAGAUUGCACAGAAGCAGCAUUUAGCAGAAAUUUAGACGUAGCCGAGCUUUUUGGCGAGGGCAAAAUUGAUAGCUGGUUUUCGGACGUACCGACAGAUCUCGACUAUGUUAAUUCGUGGCUAAGUCUUUCAAAUACACCCGCUCCUAGCACAAUUCCUGAUAACACUUCUGAGCCAAUAGGAAUUGCGACUGAAAAUACCAUUAGCAUAAAAGCAGAUAGAUCUGCGAACACAGGCUUGAAUUUAGACAGUUUAAAACUGCCAAAUUCUACAAAGCACAAUUUAAAAGCAAUUGAAGAACCACUGCACAAUUUACAACCACGUUUCAAAGCUCCCGAAACUCCAGAUAUUGUAAUAACUGACGAUUCGAUCGAUCAAACUUCAGAAGCUCAGCUUCAAAGUUCAGCUCCAAGAAUGAGAAAGCAAGGAUUGUAUUCCAACGUGAACAAAAUUGAAGAGCAAAAAAAUAUUCUGAAUGAAAAUGAAAAACAAAAUGGUCUCAUUGGAAACAAAAAAGCUUCGAGUUCUAAAGAUGAAAGCUCGAAUUGCGAAUCAAAUGAUACCAAAAAAGAAGAAAAAACCCAUAAACUUGGAGAAACAGACCCUGACAAUAAAACUGAAUCCAAAAAUGCGUCUAAAUUUCCCUCAAAAAGUAGUAAAAUUUCAGAUAGAUUUGGAGCUUUUUCCAAAAAACUUGAAGAAACUAAAGCUGAAAAUGAUCAAAAGCCGUUGAAGACAUUAAAAAAAACUUCAAUUGCAAAUUCAUCAAUAGCCGAUAAGAUCACGAAAGAAGCUCAAAAUAACAGAAACGAAGCGGAAAAAACGGAAACGAAGUCGGAAAAAACGACAGAAACAUCCAGUCAGAACAAGAACAUUACAGCCAAAAAUACAAAAGAAUCGGAAGUUACCAGCGCGCCGAAUAAUAACGCGGCUCAAGAUGACUCGGUCAAAAACCAAAUUAAAAUGAACCAGCUUUCAUCAAAAGAAAAUGCAGAAAAGAAUAAAAUAAAUACAACAGAAGCUGGGCGAGGAAUUGUAGGUACGAAUAAAAACACUUCAGACGACAAAAGUUCAACUGGAGUUAACAAAAAGAUAGAAUCAGUUUUGAAAAAAGAAAAGGAAAAAUCAUCUGAAGACAAAAAGUUAGAAAAACCAUCUCAAAAAUUAACAAAAACUGAUGAAAAAUUAGGCGUGAACCAAAAUUAUGUUACCAUGGGUAAUUCGGGAAGUACUGCAAGUAAAGCUGAAAAAAUUGGCGAAAAGUUGGAAACAAAUUCAUCUGAUCAAGAGAAUGUAAUUGGGAUGAAAAUGAACCAAGUACAGACGAACGUUUCCCAGGCCGAAAACAGUGUCGAAUCUGCUUCAGAGAUUUUGGACACGAGAGCUCAAAGACGCAAAGAACGUGAGCUGAAGGACGCUCAGCGGCGAGCAGAAAAAGAAAAGCAAACUUCCGGCAAACAUCCUGAAAAUGAAAAUGCAUCUAGUCAAGCUCCAAAUUCAGCAACCCGUAAUGAAGAUUCAAAAAGCAGUUCUAAUAAAAAAGAAUCAGAAAAAGAGAUUAGCUCAAGAACGCAAAAGCAUACAGAGGCUAAAAAGCCGAUAGAGAAUCCGCCGAAUGACAGCAAAACCGAAAAACAAAGUAAUUCGACAGCUGAAGUGUUAGAUACAAGAGCACAACGGAGAAACGACCGAGCAAGAAGAGAUGGAAAACAGAAUGAGAAAACAAAUCAAGUGACAGAAAAUGAAACUAAAUCGGAAUCAGCUGCAAAAGAGUCUUCAGAAAGCAAUUCUCUCGUAGACAAGAAAAUCGGAAGCACUCAAGCAAAGUCGAGGGAAAAUGAUUCAAAUGACAAAAAAAUUGAAACGAAAAAAGCGUCAGCAAAUGGUUUAGAUCCCAAAGCACAGAGACAGAACAACCGAACUCAAAGAGAUGAAAGAGGCGACAAAAAACGAGAAGAGAAAGAAAAAGACGCAAGCGAAGACAAAACCGUUGAUAAAAGUUCUUCGCUUAAUAUGCGUCCCGAGAAAGCUGUGAAAUCAGAAACUGAACCGCCAACGGAUGACAAAAACUCAGCCAGUGAGAAUCAAGAAAAAGAAGAAAGUGCUCCACGGAAAGCAGCGCGAGAACGGUUCGAGAGAAACAGAACCGAGAAGCAAAAAGCGAGGGAUCAAAAACUGGCGACUGAGCCGAAAUCACAGAAUGGCGACACGGAUAAAGACGGAAAAAAUGUUUUGAACGAAAAGUCAGAUGACCCGGAAACAGUCAAAAAGAAGGAGCGCGAAAAAGAGUUGAGACAAAAACGACUCGAGGAGGAAGAGGAACACUUUUUAGAGGAGUUACGGAAGAAAAAAACGGCCGAAGAGAAACGAAAGAAAGAAGAGCAACAGAAAAAAGAAUCUCAACGAAUGAUUAUAGUCGGAUUAUUUAUACUUUUACUUUUAGUUACAAUUCUUAUUCAGACCAAUAAAAACCACUGA
Symsagittifera roscoffensis is the source of this 3681-nucleotide messenger RNA. RefSeq names its product titin homolog. The record is from RefSeq and is a predicted model, not a curated record. Lineage: Eukaryota; Metazoa; Xenacoelomorpha; Acoela; Convolutidae. The coding region runs from base 733 to 3681 and encodes 982 amino acids. The transcript is spliced from 2 exons.